Toxotes jaculatrix (banded archerfish) is the source of this 406-nucleotide messenger RNA. RefSeq lists its product as uncharacterized. The coding region runs from base 11 to 406 and encodes 131 amino acids. The transcript has 2 exons. The record is from RefSeq and is a predicted model, not a curated record. Lineage: Eukaryota; Metazoa; Chordata; Actinopteri; Toxotidae. Gene Ontology annotation, cellular component: extracellular region. Gene Ontology annotation, biological process: cGMP biosynthetic process; receptor guanylyl cyclase signaling pathway. Gene Ontology annotation, molecular function: hormone receptor binding; hormone activity.
CUCUGCUGCCAUGUUGUGUCCUGUGCUGCUUUGUGCCACUCUGCUCCUCCUGACACCCCUGGAGAUCACAGAGGCUCGCGCUCUGCAUCCUUCUCCUGAUGCUGUGCAGUUCAUGGAGCAGUUUCUGGAACGCUAUAAUGACCUUUUGACUCUGGACGACCUGGAGAACCUGUUGAACAGCCAACCGGAGGAGCAGUCCACCUUCUCUUCUGGGGUCAAAGCAGCUGAGUACCCCAAAUGGGCUGAUGCACAAACGCAGCCUGAGACCCCCUGGCUGCGCCUGCUGAAGGGUGCCCUGGCCAAUCAGAAGCGUGCAGAACCAGACCGGUCACGGAGGGGAUGGAACCGGGGAUGCUUUGGGCUGAAGCUGGAUAGGAUUGGGUCCAUGAGUGGACUGGGCUGUUAG